Salvia splendens (bonfire salvia) is the source of this 1479-nucleotide messenger RNA. Its product is annotated as cytochrome P450 81Q32-like. The transcript has 2 exons. The record is from RefSeq and is a predicted model, not a curated record. The coding region runs from base 1 to 1479 and encodes 492 amino acids. Lineage: Eukaryota; Viridiplantae; Streptophyta; Magnoliopsida; Lamiales; Lamiaceae. Gene Ontology annotation, molecular function: oxidoreductase activity, acting on paired donors, with incorporation or reduction of molecular oxygen; heme binding; iron ion binding.
AUGUUCAUUUUCUUGUGUUGUGUCUGCGUAUUUACCUGCAUUUGCAUCUUCUUCAUUCCUAACCAUUACAGAAAUCCACGUAAGCGCACCAAUCCGCCGCCAGGCCCGGCGGCGCUGCCGAUACUCGGCCACCUCCACCUCCUCAACCCCUCGCCCCACCGCGCUCUCCAAUCUCUAUCCAAGAAGCACGGCGCCGUGAUGCAGCUCUACUUCGGCCGCCUCCCCGUCAUCGUCGUCUCCUCUCCCUCCGCCGCCGAGGACUGCCUCGCCCGAAACGACGCCGUCUUCGCCAACCGCCCCGACUCCCUCGCAACCCACAUCCUCGGCUACGGCAACACCACCAUCGGAUUCGCUCCCUACGGCGACCACUGGAGGAACCUCCGCCGCGUCACCGCCGCCCAAUUGUUCUCCCCCGCCAGCCUCCACCAGACGGCCGCCGCGCGCCGCGGAGAAGUCCGCUUCAUGCUUGGGAAAAUUUGGCGGGAACCGGAUAGUGAGGGGUGGAGGAGAGUGGAGAUGAGGAGUGUCUUCUUUGAAUUCGUGUACAAUGUGGCGAUGGUGGUGAUCGCGGGGAGGCGGGGGCCCGUGAUGGACGACAUGUUCGGGCCGAGCAAGAUUCUCAAUGCCUGUGAUUAUUUCCCGUUGUUGGGAUGGAUUGAUUUGUUGGGAAUUCGGAGGAAGAUGGAGGCUUUGAAUUUGGAAAGGGAUAUAUUUUUGCAGGGUUUGAUCGAUGAAGUUCGACGCAGGAAUGGAGAUUGUGUUUAUGUCGGAGGAGGGGAAAGAAAUUACGUCGAGGCGUUGUUGUCGUUGCAGCGAUCGGAGCCGGAAUAUUACACCGAUGAGAUCCUCAAGGGACUCAUUAUGCCGAUGUUCACUGCCGGGACACACACCGUGGCUUUGACGAUGGAGUGGGCGAUGUCGCUCCUUCUGAACCACCCUGGCGAGCUGGAGAAGGCGAGGAAUGAGAUAGACGAGCACGUGGCGCCCGGGAAGUUGCUUGAUGAGUCGGACCUUCAAAAUCUGGCGUACCUACGAUGUGUAAUCAAUGAGACGUUGCGAUUGUACCCAGUGGGUCCGCUCCUCGUCCCGCAUUGUUCUUCCGAAGAUUGCAACGUUGGCGGAUACGACAUUCCCGGAGGUACAAUCUUGCUAGCGAACGUUUGGGCGAUCCAGAGGGACCCGAAUGUUUGGGAAGAUGCGGAGACGUUCAACCCUGAGAGGUUCAGGGGGUUUGAAGGGGGGUACGACGGGUUUAGAUUCGUGCCGUUUGGGGCAGGGAGGAGGGCGUGCCCCGGGGCCGGGAUGGCUAUGAGCCUCAUGGGGUUAGCUUUGGGAUCUUUGAUACAAUGCUUCGAUUGGGAAAGGGAAGGGUGUGGAUUGGUGGAUAUGGAACAAGUUUUCGGCCUUGCUUUGUCCAAGGCUAAGCCAUUGCAGGCAUUGUGUCGACCACGUUCUUCUAUUGUGUCUAUGUUAUCAUAG